GCUUCGCAAUGACAAGAGCCUGCUUCUCUGAGUUUGUUAGUUGCUUUCCUAAAAAUAGCAGACGAGUGUCAACGUGAGUGAAAUUACGCCCAUGUAACUCUCUCUCUCUUGGAGUCGCUUUGAUAAAAAUAUAUCUUUAUCGAGAAAAGGACUGGGAGGGGAACAGGCGCAAUCCUAACCACCCCGAGUGUGAGAGCCUGCCAUAGGUGAACCAACCCUAAGAGAUCUGUGUCCAGCCAAAAGAGGAGUAUUACAGUUACUGCCAGUUGUUGAGGCAAAGUGAAGACAGAGAAAACGAUGUGCUAAGGAUCCGUUUGGGAAUAUUCACACAGACGUUUUUUUCUGAUAUUCUUUGGGUGUCAGAGAAAUCUAACCCGAUUCCACCAUGGGGCGGAAGAAGAUCCAAAUCACACGAAUCAUGGACGAGAGGAACAGGCAGGUGACUUUCACCAAGAGGAAGUUUGGUCUGAUGAAGAAGGCCUACGAGUUGAGCGUUCUGUGUGACUGUGAAAUAGCCCUGAUCAUCUUCAACAGCUCCAACAAGCUGUUCCAGUAUGCCAGCACAGACAUGGACAAGGUGCUGCUCAAGUACACCGAGUACAACGAGCCUCACGAGAGCAGGACCAACUCAGACAUUGUGGAGAAAUUAAGAAUCAAAGGCCAUAAUGACUGUGCCAGUCCUGAGGCAGACGACUGUUUUGGCCAUAGCCCUGAUAUGGACGAACGUUUCCCCAAGCUAAAUGAAGAGAGUGCUGUUAUGUACAGACGCUGUGGUGCGCUAAACAAGAAAGAACACAGAGGUUGUGAUAGCCCGGACCCCGAUGCCUCCUAUAUCCUCACCCCUCACACUGAAGAGAAAUAUAAAAAGAUUAAUGAGGAGUUUGAUAAUAUGAUGAGAAAUCAUAAAAUCCCCAGCGGUAUGCCACAGCAGAACUUCUCCAUGCAUGUGGCCAACCCCAGCAGCCUGGCUCAGGCCUACAACCCUGCAGGCUCCCUGGCCUCCCAGCAGGCCCUGGCUGCAGCCACCCAGGCCCUCAGCGACAGCGGCAUGCUCUCCACGCCCCAUGGACAACUACCCAGGAACAUGGCCUCUCCCUCACGUCCCCCUAGUGCUGGCAAUACAGGUGGUAUGCAGGGGAACGCUGAGCUGGCAGUGCCAAAUGGAACAGGCCCCAGCUCUGGCCCAGUGGGGAAUGGCUUUGUGGGCAACCCCGGUGCAAACAGCUUGGGAAAAGUCAUGCCAACCAAAUCCCCUCUACCCACUGGGGGAAGCCUGCCCCUCGCCAGCCGAAAGCCCGACCUGAGAGUAGUCCUCCCUCCGUCCAACAAAGGCAUGAUGCCACCCCUGAGCACCCAGAGGCUGAAUAACAGUUCCCAGUCCAACCAGUCCCUGGCAACUCCAGUGGUCUCAGUAAACACCCCCAGUUUGCCUCCCCAGGGUCUGGUCUACCCAGGCAUGAACUCUGCUUACAACAAUGAGUAUUCCUUGAACAGCUCAGAUCUCUCCAGCUUACAAGGUUUCAACUCUCCAGCAGGCCUUUCCCUGGGCUCCAUGUCGGCAUGGCAACAUCAUCAGCUGGGUCAGGCUGCACUGAAUUCACUGGUGUCUGGCAACCACAUACCUCAGGGCUCUAACCUCUCCGUCAACACCAACCAGAACAUCAACAUCAAGUCAGAGCCCAUUUCCCCUCCUAGAGACCGUGUGACCCAAUCAGGCUUCAUGGCCCAGCACCCUGCCCCUCCCCCACCCCACACCUCGUCCUCUUCCUCCAGGCCAGAGAUGGGGCGUUCCCCUGCCGACAGCAUCAGCUCUUCAUGCAGCUCUUACGAUGGCAGUGACCGGGAGGACCACCGGUCAGACUUCCACUCCUCAACGCUGGGGGCGCUGGCCAGACCGCAGGGGGGGACGGAGAACAGGGAAAGCCCCUCUGUCAAACGCAUGCGCAUGGAAAGUUGGGUGACUUAAAACCUGUCAAAUCACACACACACACACACACAAAAUUAGGUUGUUAAACCUUUCCAGGAAGCACAGGAGGUAUACAAUAUGCGAGUUUUGUUGUUUUCACAUCUUUAUUAUUAUUCACUGUUUUCAUAUCAGAUUGAAGUUCUUUGAAAAUGUACUUUGAAAAAGUGAUUUUUAGGAUUAUUGUUUGUAAUCUGCUUUUCUGGGGUAAAAUGUUCAAGCGAUCAGAUAUGUUCUACAGUAUCUGAUCAGAUAAACAUUUGUUUAGCAUUGUGGAUUUAUUGUGGUCACUGAUGCGAUCUAAGGCACUUAUUUAAGUUUGCAAGAUGCUACAGCACAAAUAUUCAAAGUUCAAAAUAUUUAUCUUGAUUUUUGGCUAAGCUUGGAAUAACUAUCUACACUGCCACAUUGUGUGGCCUGAUGUAGCUUUACAAGAUGAGUUUUCAGAUUUGAUUGCAUUUCAUCACGAGGACUAAAAUACAAAGGGAUCGCCAUGUGAGGAAAAAGAGCCGUAGUUUCUCAUUGUCACAGGUUUUUGUUUAUUCACCCUGUUAGUUAGCAGUUCAACUGUAAAGCAAUACAUCUUGGUUGUCUCGCUCUCCUCUUAAAAACCACAUUCUUUAUGUCAGCCAAAGCAGUAUGCUGAUUUUUUAUGUAGUAGUGAGUGUAUUUUGAUAAUUUCCACAAAAGAAAACAUUGUUUCAGCAAUAUAUAGAAAAUUGAAAGCCAUGGACACUUGCUGUUCUUUAUGUAUAGUGAAAAUAAACAAUGUCUUUUGUUAUAUAUAUAUUGCAACUCUAACAUAUAUAAUAUAUAUAUAAUAUA
Molecule: messenger RNA, 2788 nt
Organism: Hypomesus transpacificus
Lineage: Eukaryota; Metazoa; Chordata; Actinopteri; Osmeriformes; Osmeridae
Product: myocyte-specific enhancer factor 2A-like
Exons: 12
Coding region: 386-1966 (526 amino acids)
Biological process (GO): heart development; positive regulation of transcription by RNA polymerase II; cell differentiation
Molecular function (GO): DNA-binding transcription factor activity, RNA polymerase II-specific; RNA polymerase II cis-regulatory region sequence-specific DNA binding; histone deacetylase binding
Source: RefSeq, a predicted model, not a curated record